GCCUAAAAUGGGAGGCGAUCGGUGCAUGUACACGUCGCCUAUUUAAGCAGAAUCCCCCCGCACCUUUCUCCUUCCUUCCAGUCGUCCUCCACCGCGGACAUGGUGAAGUUUUCCAAGGAGCUUGAAGCUCAGCUAAUUCCUGAAUGGAAAGAUGCCUUCGUCAAUUACUGGCUUCUCAAAAAGCAAGUCAAGAAGAUUAAGCUAUCCAGAAAACUGAAACGCGCUCCGGAUUCCAACCGCGGCCUCCGGCGCUCAAUCCUCCAUCCGAUCGGACUUUUCCUGAAUAGAUUAACCGUUCAAUCGCGGAAUGGCGGCGGAGAUGACAAUCGGAAAAUCGUUGAUCAGGUGAAGUGCAGAGCAAUUGAUGAAGCCGAAGAAGAUGGAGAAGAAAUCGUUGAAACUGAGCUUGCUCAGCUGUUCUCUGAAGAAGAUGAGGUGAAGGUUUUUUUCCAGAUCCUUGACGACGAGCUCAACAAAGUGAACCAGUUCUACACAACGAAGGAAACCGAGGUCCUGGAGAGAGGAGAAUUACUACAUAAGCAGCUCCAGAUCUUGCUCGACAUCAAGAGAGUUCUCGGAGAUCGUCGCCGGAAAAAAUCAUACAGCUUCGGCGGAGGCGGCGUCUCUGGUCUCUUCUCUCGAUCGAAUUCUUCAUUGAGCGGGAACUCCGACUUUUCCGAAAGUCAGCAUAGCGAUGAAUAUUGCGACAGUCCAGAUUCUCGAGGAGACGACGAUAUCAUUACGGCUCUGGAGAAAAAUGGUAUAAAUUUGCAGGUGAAUAAUAAUACAGCAGCAAAAGGAAAGAAGGGGAAGCCUAAACUGGGGAUGGCUAUGAGGAUUGACAUUCCAGCCACCACGCCGGUGCGCACGAUUGCCACUGUGACGGCGGCGCUUUGGGAGGAUUUGGUGAACAACCCUAAGAAAGGAGGAGAAUGCAGAAUUAACAGACACAAGAUUCAGUGUGCAGAGAAGAUGAUAAGGGGAGCAUUCGUGGAGCUCUACAGAGGACUUGGAUUGCUCAAAACCUACAGCUCACUCAACAUCGUUGCCUUCACCAAAAUACUCAAGAAAUUCGAUAAGGUUACGCAUGGGCAAGCAUGCGGGAGUUCGUAUCUUAAGGUUGUCAAGAGAUCACAUUUCAUUAGCUCAGAUAAGGUUGUAAGACUAAUGGACGAAGUGGAGUCAUUAUUCACACAGCACUUUGCCAACAGUGACAGGAAAAAGGCCAUGAAGUUCUUGCGACCCCAACACCCAAAUGACUCUCACAUGGUUACUUUUUUUGUAGGUUUGUUCACAGGGAGUUUUGUCACAUUGUUUGGUGUGUAUGCCACGUUAGCACAUCUCAGUGGUAUGUACUCGUAUGAUUACUUGGAAAUGGUCUAUCCUGUUUUCAGCAUGUUCGCGUUGCUGAGCCUUCACUUGUUCAUGUAUGGAUGCAACCUGUUCGCGUGGAAAAGCACGAGGAUCAACCACAACUUCAUAUUCGAUUUCCAGGCGAGCACGGCCCUCAAGUACCGCGACGCUUUCCUCAUCUGCACCUGCUUGAUGACUGCUGUUGUCUCCGCUAUGGUCAUACACCUCAUCCUCGUAUCUACUGGCUUUGCCCCUCGUCAAGUCGACUUCAUUCCUGGGAUUCUCUUUCUGAGUUUUGUGGCUAUCCUGAUUUGUCCGUUGAACGUUUUCUAUCGCCCAACAAGGUUCUCCUUUCUUGGCAUCAUUCGCAAUAUCGUGUGCUCUCCAUUUUACAAGGUUUUGCUUGUAGACUUCUUCAUGGCUGAUCAGCUGACCAGUCAGGUUCCAUUGUUGAGGCACAUGGAAUCAGCCAGCUGUUAUUUCCUGGCCGGAAGUUUCCAGACACACCGCUACGAAACCUGCAAGUCUGGGAAGCUCUACAGGGAGCUCGCAUAUGCCAUCUCCUUCGCACCCUACUACUGGCGUGCAAUGCAGUGUGUAAGAAGAUGGUUGGACGAAUGUAAUAUCGACCACUUGAUCAACUUGGGAAAAUAUGUAUCAGCUAUGGUGGCAGCCGGGGCACGGGUGACCUAUGCCAGAGAGCCGUCGUCACAGCUAUGGAUGAGCAUAAUGUUAGUGAGCUCAGUUGUGGCCACGGUAUACCAGCUGUACUGGGAUUUCAUCAAAGAUUGGGGACUUCUGAAUCCCAAGUCGAGGAACCGGUGGCUUAGGGACGAUCUUGUACUCAAGAAUAAAUACAUUUACUACGCAUCCAUCGCGCUGAAUGUUGUCCUAAGAGUGGCGUGGGUGGAAACGAUGAUGAGGUUCAGCAUCGGGUUGCUUGAGUCGCGGCUGAUCGACUUCUUGCUUGCUUCCUUGGAGGUCAUUCGGCGCGGACAUUGGAACUACUACAGGUUGGAGAAUGAGCAUCUAAACAAUGUUGGUAAGUUGAGAGCUGUCAAAACUGCGCCAUUGCCGUUCCGGGAGCCGGAUUCCGAUGGAUAGAACUUGAAUUUACCAUAAUGCCACUGGGCUGGGCGCGCCUUCUUGUAAG
Messenger RNA from Andrographis paniculata, 2506 nucleotides. Its product is annotated as phosphate transporter PHO1-like. Gene Ontology annotation, molecular function: inositol hexakisphosphate binding. Gene Ontology annotation, biological process: phosphate ion transport; cellular response to phosphate starvation. Gene Ontology annotation, cellular component: trans-Golgi network; Golgi apparatus; cytoplasm. The transcript is spliced from 15 exons. Lineage: Eukaryota; Viridiplantae; Streptophyta; Magnoliopsida; Lamiales; Acanthaceae. The record is from RefSeq and is a predicted model, not a curated record. The coding region runs from base 100 to 2457 and encodes 785 amino acids.